GUUCCAGCGCGAGGGGCGGGCGCAGGCGCUGUGGGGGUGUCGAGCCGAGCCGAGCCGGGCAAAGCCGCCCUACGCUGCGCUGUCCUGCCCCGGCCCGGCCGCAGCAUGGUGCCCGCGCGGCGGGUCAAGACCGAGUACAUGAAGCGCUACAAGGAGCCCAAGUGGGAGUCGUGCGGCGCCUGCUACCUGGAGCUGCUGCGCUACCGCCUCAGCCGUCGCCUCCUGGAGCAGGCGCACCGGCCCUGGCUCUGGGACGGCUGGGAGCAGGGCAGCGCCGGCUCCGGCUCUGGCUCUGGCUCUGGCUCUGGCUCCGGCUCCCCAUCGCCGCCCGGCUCCGCCAGUCCCCCGCAGCAGCAGCAGGAGGCAGCGGAGAGGAGCAGCCCGGCGGAGCCCCCGCGCGGGGAAGAAAAAGAAGCAGAGGGAGAAAAUCAAGAGAAAGCUGUAGAACAGACUGCUAUAAAAGAAACUGAUAAAUCGACCAGGCGUGCAGGCCAGCGUCCAAGUCGAAGUGCCUUGUCCAGUCGUGAUGAUCGAAAAUCAAUUAAAAGUCCUCAAAGGACAGAAGCGCCAAAGGAGAAUAAACAUCCAUUUGCUUUAUAUGGCUGGGGAGAAAAGCAGACGGAUACAGGAAGCCAGAAAACUCACAAUGUCUGUGCAUCUGCCUCUGUACAUGAAAUUCAUGAGUCUGCACUACGAGCAAAGAACAGAAGGCAAAUGGAGAAGCGGAAGCUGUCUCAGAGGCGAGUGCGCUCUGCAGAUGUGGAGAAAACCUGGAGAACAAAAUCAUCCCCACCAGAUAAUCCUUGGAUGACAGAGUACAUGAGAUGCUACUCGGCAAGAGCUCGGUGAAUCAAAAAACAUCCUGGGACAUUUACAAAAAAAAAUUAAAUCAGGAUAUUGGUGCAAAGAACCAAACUA
Gavialis gangeticus (Gharial) is the source of this 918-nucleotide messenger RNA. It is a transcript of the gene CCSAP, whose product is annotated as centriole, cilia and spindle associated protein. Bases 106 to 849 code for a protein of 247 amino acids. Gene Ontology annotation, biological process: regulation of mitotic spindle assembly. Gene Ontology annotation, molecular function: microtubule binding. The record is from RefSeq and is a predicted model, not a curated record. Gene Ontology annotation, cellular component: axon; ciliary transition zone; axoneme. Lineage: Eukaryota; Metazoa; Chordata; Crocodylia; Gavialidae. The transcript has 3 exons.